AAGUCGUCCUCAGAUUCUUUACUAAGUUUCUCUCCCUUUAUCUCUCUGAACAGCCUGAGACUAGCCAUUUCCACUCUUCUUCUUCUUCCAAUUUCCACGAUGCCGAUCCGAAGAAAACUUGAGGAAGCUGUGCCAAUUCUGCUUCCCCUUCUGGAUGAAAUGAUGAAAGGUCUCAACAAGGAAGACCCUGCGUUUGUUAGAUUGGAAGAGAUCAGAGGGUACUUUGAGGGGAAGAAAGUUUUGUUCCCUAAUCUCAAGACCGUGGAAGACGAGCUCCUGCAGAAAUUCACUGUACUUGAAGAAGAAAUCGACAACUCUAAGUAUACUAAUACUGAUGCCCCCCAAGGCACUCCCAGACAUUCUUCCGUGAGGCUUGAUUCCAUUGUAAACAUAUUCAACAGCAUAGCCGAUCUUAUUAAAAAAUUCCAAUCCUUGCAGAUAGAAAGCACGGACACGUCCCGAAAAGAAGCCGAGUCAGCGGCCCAUGAGGCGGAGAUUUCAGAAGAAUGGUCUGCAUUAAAGAUGAAGCUCUGCCUGCUAUGUUUCUCCAUAUUUCCGGCCAAUUCGGUAAUAAAAAAGAGGCCCUUGGUUUAUUGGUGGAUUGGGGAGGGUUUGGUGGCCAAAACCAAGGACAAGACUGCAAUGGAAGAGGGAGAUAGAAUCUUUGGAGAGCUGAUCAACAAGGGCUUUCUAAUUGCACAAUACAAGCCACGCGACGAAGGCCAAGACAAGAAUCCCAUUGUGGAUAGCUGUAAAAUGCACUCUUGGAUUCGCCUUAUGUUGAUCAGGAUUGCUAGAGAUGCUGAGUUGUUUGAUUCUGAUGCCCCUGGCCCAGGCCCAGGCACCAGAUCACGCAGCAUGUGUUUGGUUCCUCCGACCUACAAUGUUUCUGCAGGGGGUCCUCCACAACAACCAGCUAAUCCAGCCACAGUCACAGAAGCAGGAGCGGGUCCUGAUACAAGUCGUUUAUUGACUUUGUUCAAUGUGAAUGAGCAAUAUCUCAAUAUCCCCCAUGACUGGUUUUCAAAGGAGAACAAAAUUGUGGUUCUUCAGCUUGGGAGGUGGAGGGAUUCAGCCAAGCACCACAAUGAAGUAGAAAAUGAAGACCACAAAGAAGUUGAAAAUGAAGACCACAUAGAAGUCGAAAAUGAAGACUUCUUGAAAGCUUUGGGGACCAAGAAGCACUUGAAGUAUCUCAGCCUGCGAGGAAUUUCAAGAAUCACUGAAAUACCUUCCACAAUCCGUAAACUCAUUAAUCUUGAAAUACUGGAUCUCAGGGCAUGUCACAAUCUGGAGAAACUACCAUCUGACAUUUCACCUUUGAAGAAGCUGACGCAUUUAGAUAUAUCAGAGUGCUACUUGCUAGAGAGCAUGCCCAAGGGCCUGGACAAGCUGAGUUCCCUCCAAGUGCUCAAGGGUUUUGUGGUAGCAACUUCAAGAAAGGGUCCUGGCAGGCUUGGAGAUGUUGCUGGCCUGAAGAAACUUAGAAAGCUGAGUAUAUAUAUCCCAAGUGACGCUUACAUUGAAGAGGCAGAGCUUAGUAAGUUGAAGGAGGUUUCAGCUCUUCGCAUUCUAUCAAUAACAUGGGGAGGAGGACGAGGAGGAGGAGGAAGAGUGCAGGCUGAAACUGAACCAUCAGGAAAGCCAACAACCAUAGAUAGGAAAAAAUCUUUCGCCUCAAAAAAGGACCGUCACCAAGUGCAGAGGACAGACAUAAAGACGAUGGGGUCCUUAUCCUUUCCUCAAAAGUUAGAGAAACUGGAUCUUUGGUGUAUCCCUUGUGAAACCAAGCCAGCUUGGUUAAAUCCUGAUGAGUUAAAGAGUUUAAAAAAGCUCUACAUUAGGGGAGGAAAGCUUCAUAGUUUGGGUUUUGAGGGGAAUAACAAGAAGUGGAAUGUUCGGAUUUUGCGUUUGAAAUAUCUACAUGAUUUGCAUGUAGAUGAGGAACAAUUGCGGGGUGACUUCCCACGCCUCAUUCACUUGGAGAUAAAAGAUAAAAUCAUGGAAGGCAAAGGGGAGGAUGAGCAUGGAGGCAGCAGCCAGCAGCAGCAGGACCAGGUCCUGAACAACUGAUCAGCAUUUUCUCCAGCUACUUCAAAAUUCUUGGUGAUUUUGCUUUGCAUGAAAUGGCUUUGAAUCAUGUAUAGAUCGAUAUGAGAAUUGUCAUAGGAAAAAAGCAUUACAUAUGAAACGAACUGUUCUGUGAGGAGUAUGGGUUUAACUAAGUGAAUCUUCAACCCUAACACAGCCAUGUGGGGUGUUGUCAGUCUUGUUAUGCAUGGGAAAUGAAUGUGAAAGAAAAGCCCCUCAGCUGGGAUUAUAUAUAUUUGAUUCUAGUAGUUGGAACUGUAAAUUUCUAAAAUUACUCAACUGCCUUGCAAGUUGCAAGUGUGUGUAUGAUUUAGCUUGACCACUUUCUUUAGAA
Messenger RNA from Vitis riparia (riverbank grape), 2425 nucleotides. RefSeq names its product probable disease resistance protein At1g15890. Gene Ontology annotation, molecular function: protein binding. Bases 100 to 2073 code for a protein of 657 amino acids. The transcript has 2 exons. The record is from RefSeq and is a predicted model, not a curated record. Gene Ontology annotation, biological process: defense response to other organism. Lineage: Eukaryota; Viridiplantae; Streptophyta; Magnoliopsida; Vitales; Vitaceae.